AUGUCCGUGUCAACGAUAGGGACACCCAUGUCGUUUCGCCAAGGUCGUCCUCCUCGGUUCGACUCUCCUGCCUCCCGCAAGCGAAGAGCCACAUCAGCGGCCGCAGGCAUGUCCACACCCAGUGGUCAUGACAGUAUUGGAGGAUCCAGCGAACUGUCAUCCGGUCAGUUACUGCGACCCACCCACUCCUUUACUGGAGGCAUGGAUCUCUUUGGAGGACAGGAUGAUGAUUUAGACAACUUUGCCAAGUACAUUGUAGAUGAGGAUGACGAUGAUGAGGACGACGAUGAUGAAGAGAGUGGACAAGAGAUGGUGGCUUCUCGCGUCAUCUCCUUUGAAAGCGACGAAGAAUCUCCGGGACGACACAAAGAAAAGGGAGGCAUGAUGCGACUCUUUCGGUUUGACAGACGGCGUAAAAAGAAACCCAAACAAAAGACAAGUGCUGGAUCUCAAGAACAGUCGAAACAACAGCAGCAGUACAAUCACAAUCCACCACUUCCACCAACAACAACCAAUCAUCAGCCAUUCCAUCAUCCACCCCCGCAAUUGCUCGUACACCAAUCGGCGCCUCCCGCUUUGAUAUCGCCACACAACCAUCUCAGUCGUUCCCAUAAUCGUCACAGUCACCACUUGCCUCCAACACCAUAUCCCAUGCCACGGCAACACCAACCAUAUCAAUUGCCGUAUCGCCCACAAUCGUCGCUCUCCUGGUCCAGACCGACACCUGUCACCACCGUGCCCAGAGAUGAACAUGAAAAUGCAAAUCCAACCGAGAUUCGUUGCGAUACACCGGCCAUUGCCACCCAAAGAAGUCGCUCUUUGCCAGACUACAGAACCUACAACGACCCCAAAUCCACGACACUACCUCGCAUGGGAUCCUUUGGAAUGGGAAUUGAUACCAUCCCUGCUAGCCCCAAAAUGGCCACCUUUGCACCCUUUACACAAGAUGAAGCCGAAACAGAAGAAGAAGAACAACAACUAGAAGAAGACCAGAUUAUCCUCCGCACUCCGUCUUGGAAAUCGUCAUCCUCCAUGAUGGACAGUGUCAUGUCCACUGCCAUGGUGCCCUAUGCCUCGGGAAUUGAGCUUGUGGAUCAGGAAGGCACGCCACAAAUCGAUCGCACCGACAGCUGGAAUCGGCGUUUGGAGCGAACCGACAUUUACCAUCGGCACUACAUGCCCAGUCGACUCGAGAUUGGUGAACUGCAAGAGCUCGAGGACUAUCUGGGCAUCUUUUCCGCCAAGACCAAACAUCGAUUCUCCACGCUCUGGAGACACCUCGUGCCACCCUUGGAUUAUGCCGUGAGCAGACAACAGCGCUCCAGUCGACGAAGCCUCUCGCAGGCAUCGGCAUCCUCCAUGUCCGACUUGUCGUCCGUAACUGGACAACAAUUGCCCGUCAGUAGCAAGAGCAAGUCGUCCUCGACCUUUUACUCCAUUGUCCUCAAGAGAGGUCCAGUCCAAUUUGAAGAGUACAAUGAUUAUCACUGCGAAUGGAUACUAUUGACCCGGGGCUUUGUGGUGGCACGGCCCAACUAUCAGUACAUUCCUCGUUUCCAGGCCGGGGACCUAUGGGCAAGUGUGGUACAGGUAGAACCCACAAACCCGCUCUCCAUUACUCUGAGUUGCACGUCGCGCGCUGCUAGUACGCACUUGACUCUGACCCAACUCAAGCAACAGCAACAGUAUGGAUGCUACACCUACCAGCUGUCUUGUCGCACACCGCAAGAACAGGCAUCCUGGUUGGAAGCACUGCGAAAAGUAGUCGUACAGGCUCACGAUUCCACUGGCACCAACGAAAAGGAGAUGGGAGGCUUGGGGUGGCAGUACCGCGUGGUCUACGUUCCGUUCUUCACAGAGGCUGUCACCGGUGAUCCCAUUCAAAAGGAGAAAAUCUUGGCAGGUUCCACGGGUCAUGUGGAUCUGAAUGCCUUGGAUUCCUACAAUUCCUAUGCCCCGAUGCACUAUGCCACCCGUGCCAAUCAUGUUCGUGUCAUGCGGUUCCUAUUGGAGGCUGGCGCAGAUGUCCAUGUCGGUGAUGGCUACGGAAGAACGCCCAUGUACUACGCGGAACUGCAUCAACUGCCCGAAGCAACCAUCCAGAUGCUCGAGGCCCAUGGUGCCGGACGAUCCAAGAAACCUGCCUCCAUGGGAUUGUCGCGGAAGGCCUGGAGGCGGCGGAGCUGUCGACUUCGGCUCAUCAUCCUUGCCUUGAUUCUGCUCCUUUUGGCAUGCUUAGCCGGAGGUUUGCUGUGGCAUUUUGGAAUGUUGGAAAGUCUUGGAAUUGGCAGCAGCAAGCAGGAGGAGGAUGUUGGUGUUCCUGAUGCUAGCCAACAGGGGGAAGUAUUUGGCAUUGAUGACGCCGAAAUGGGUCCUGUGGUGGUGACUGACGAGUGGUCGGAAGCCACACGAGAAGACACGGCGCCCCCCACAGCGGCUCCUGUAGUGUCUCCUUCACCGUCCUCUUCACAACCCUCUUCGCCGCUGCCGACAGGCAUCCCCGAGAUACAAGUAGCACCACCACUUGUCUCGCGUGGGGAAGAAACUGCCACCCCCUAUCCAACCAGAUCUCCUUCCUACAUCAAGACACCACUCCCAACUCCCCAAGCCACCACCAUUCGACAAAUUCCUGCGACAGAUUCCCCUUCUUUUACUCCCAGUUCGAGUGCAUUCGAUACGGCUCUGUUCCGCCUUUUGGCGUCGGCUUCAUUCGACGCUGGAGCAGCUCUUCGAGUGCCUGACAGCCCCCAACAGCGCGCUUUCUUUUGGCUACAUCAAAAUGCAAACAUUGAUUCGUACACCAACAGCCGCAAGAUACAAAGAUAUGCCUUGGCUACUUUCUAUUACAGCACGAAUGGCGACAACUGGGCUGAAAAUCUUUGGUGGCUGAGUGAUGAGGACGAGUGCACUUGGUACAACAAACAAGUCGCGAAUGGCUACCCGGCCUGCCAAAUCAACACGAGUAAUAGCGCCCAAAGAACUUUCACAAGCUUGGACUUGAGUUUCAACAACGUUCAAGGUACCAUUCCGCCAGAGCUAGGUCUGCUUUCUGGUUUGCUUCGGCUCGACUUGGAUGGUGGACCGGCUGGUUUCCUGUUUGGCACUCUACCACCAGAGUUGGGUUACUUGGACUCGAUUCAAUCAUUCAGUGCUCGCGGCAAUCAACUAACCGGAACCGUGCCAGAAGAUAUUGGAAACUGGAGACAAGUGACCGGCAUUGACCUGAGUUUCAACAAGUUGACUGGUUUGAUGCCCUCUACUAUCGGCUCUCUGACCUGGCUGUCAGAACUGACGCUGGAAAUGAACGAGCUCUCGGGGGUUCUUCCCGUAGAGUUGGGCCAGUUGAGCAACCUUUUCAAACUGGCAAUUGGUGGCAAUCAAUUCCAAGGCCCAUUGAUGUCGGAGAUUGGAUCUCUGACAAAACUGCGGUACUUGUACAUUGAAGUGAACCAGUUUUCAUCACUUCCCACGGAUAUUGGACGGUUGGAAAACCUGAACGUUCUCUCGGCCUUUGAGAACAACUUCCAAGGGGCGCUUCCAACUGAACUUGGUCGCCUCACGAAGCUUGGCAGCCUUCUCUUGCGCUCGAAUGCCUUUUCAGCGUCCAUGCCGAGUGAAUUGGGUUCGAUGGACGCUAUUCAGAGAUCGCUUUAUCUUCAAUCCAACAAGUUGUCAGGAGCCAUACCUAAUGAAUUGUCGUCGCUGAGUCAACUAAACACUCUUAGGGUCGAAUCCAACGACAUUGGAGGAAUCGUUCCUUCGGCCAUGUGCACAAUAUUCAACACAACGUUUCCGAACUUUUAUGCAGAUUGUGCCAGUGAAGUCUCCUGUUCUUGUUGUACUUAUUGUUGUGUCGACGAUGGUGGAUGUGAAUGUCAGUACGCAGAUACAAAUGCCUACCUCUGCUAA
Messenger RNA from Seminavis robusta, 3909 nucleotides. The record is from the annotation of a GenBank genome assembly. NCBI's taxonomy places the organism in Eukaryota, Bacillariophyta, Bacillariophyceae, Naviculales, Naviculaceae.